ACUAAACUCAACCUCUCUUGUGUAUCUAUUUUCUCAUCAUUUCUAUCAAAGUUUCAAAAAUAAUUAAUCAACAAUGCAACAAGCAAUUCCUUACAAAUCAUGGCUACCUCUAUACACCAAAACUACAACUCCUUUAACCCUAAUUUCUGCAGCCAAGAGUUCAAGAAAUAUGAGCCAUAUGGUUCAAGAAAAUGCUAUUAUAGUGUUUGCCAAGAAAGGUUGCUGCAUGAGCCAUGUUGUCAAGAGGUUAUUACUAGGUCUUGGUGUGAACCCGCCGGUUUUCGAGAUCGACGAGCACGAUGAGAUUAGGGUUUUGCAGGAAUUACAGAUGGUUGUUGAUGUUGAUGAUGGUGGUGAUAGUAAUGAAGUGCAGCUUCCUGCUGUUUUUAUUGGUGGAAAAUUAUUUGGAGGUUUGGAUAGGCUUAUGAGUAGUCAUAUUACAGGUGAAUUAGUGCCUAUUUUGAAAAAAGCUGGAGCUUUAUGGCUUUGAUUUGAAGAAAUUUUGUUGUUUUGUUUAAUUGCUUCACAAGAAAUGAAGAAUUGUUUUAGAUUUGUAGUUUAAUUAGAAAUACAAAUUUCAUUCUUUGUUUCUCUA
This is a messenger RNA of Mercurialis annua (annual mercury), 595 nucleotides long. RefSeq names its product glutaredoxin-C9-like. The record is from RefSeq and is a predicted model, not a curated record. The transcript has a single exon. The coding region runs from base 74 to 490 and encodes 138 amino acids. Lineage: Eukaryota; Viridiplantae; Streptophyta; Magnoliopsida; Malpighiales; Euphorbiaceae.